AUGUGGGGCUGUGACACGCCCAACGGGACGGCAGGUGGCAUGGACCUGCCGCUCUGCCGGGACCUGCCGCUGGCCCUGUGGGUGCUGUCGCUGCUCUACUUGCUGGUGGGCCUCCCACUGGGCCUGGGCUACAAUGCGCUGCUGGUGCUGGCCAACGUGCACAGCCGCCAUACAAUGAGUAUGCCUGACGUCUACUUCGUCAACAUGGCUACGGCCGGGCUACUCCUUGGCGCCCUGGCGCCCGCCUACCUGCUGGGGCCGGCACACCCGCGCUGGGCACUGUGGCGGCUGAGCACCGAGGCCCAGGUCGCGCUGCUGACCCUGUUCCACGUGUGUGCCCUGGUGACCAUGUACUCUGCUGCGCUGCUCAGCCUGGACUGCUACAUUGAGCGGGCGCUGCCACGCACCUACAUGUCCAGCGUGUACAACACACGGCACGUGUGUGGCUUCGUCUGGGGCGGUGCCCUGCUCACCAGCUUCUCCUCCCUGCUCUUCCACAUCUGCAGCCACGUGUCCUCGCGGCUCGCCGAGUGCGCCGAGAUGCGCAGCACGGAGGCUGCCGAUGCCAUCAUGGUGCUUGUAGGCUACGUGGUGCCCACCUUGGCUGCCCUCUAUGCACUAAUGCUCAUCGCCCGGCUGCACAAGGAGGACUCACCGCUCAGCCUUGGCGACGCGGGCAGGCUGGACCCGUCUGCACACCGCUUGCUAGGGGUCACUGUGGGUACGCAACUUGCACUCUGGACGCCGUACUACCUGACCCUCUUGGGGCAGGUGCUCAUGAGCACGCGGGGGCGGCCCGCAGAGGGGGGGCGCGACGUGGGGGCCUUGCCCCUCGCCCAGGACCUCGCCCGGCUGUUGGCCUUCUGCAGUGGCUCAGUAACACCCCUGCUCUACCGCCACAUGGACAGGAGCUUCGCCAGCAAGCUCCAGCGGCUGGCCAAGAGAGUGAGGUGCGGGCCGCGGCGCUGCACCCAGGACCAGGGGGCUGUGCAGCAGGAGGGGGACAGGCUGUGA
Messenger RNA from Orycteropus afer afer, 1014 nucleotides. The record is from RefSeq and is a predicted model, not a curated record. Lineage: Eukaryota; Metazoa; Chordata; Mammalia; Tubulidentata; Orycteropodidae.